UGUAAUGGCGGCAACUGUUUCAACAGCAUUGCUCUCUUUCUUGCUAAUAAUGUCGUUGGCCGUGGAAUGUAGACAACAUAACGGAGUUUACGGCGGCGGCCCUUGGCAGAGCGCCCACGCCACAUUCUACGGCGGCAAUGACGCCUCCGGCACUAUGGGGGGCGCGUGUGGUUACGGCAACUUAUACAGCCAGGGGUACGGCGUGAACACGGCAGCGUUGAGCACAGCUCUGUUCAACGACGGGUCCAGCUGUGGUGCUUGUUUCCAAAUCAAGUGCGUGAAUGACCCACAAUGGUGCCACGCUGGAAACCCCUCGAUUUUCGUGACAGCCACCAACUUUUGUCCUCCCAAUUAUGCACUCCCUAAUGACAACGGCGGGUGGUGCAAUCCUCCUCGCCCUCACUUCGACCUAUCCAUGCCCAUGUUCCUCAAAAUCGCCCAGUACCGCGCCGGGAUCGUCCCCGUCUCGUUUCGCAGGGUGGGAUGCAAGAGGGAGGGAGGGAUGAGGUUUACGAUGAAUGGGUUCAAAUAUUUCAAUCUGGUACUGAUAACCAACGUGGCAGGCGCUGGGGACAUUGUGAGUGUGCGCAUCAAGGGGUCGAAGACAGGGUGGAUGAGCAUGACACGUAAUUGGGGUCAAAACUGGCAGUCAAACGAUGUGUUAGUGGGUCAAUCACUGUCGUUUAGUGUUAAAGGCAGCGAUGGAAGGGUUUUGACUUCCUCCAACGUUGUUCCUUCUCAUUGGCAGUUUGGUCAAACCUUCACUGCCAACAAUUUCAGAUUCUAAUUGCUCCAUUUUGGGUUUCAAUUUUUCAGAAAUUUAUAAACUAAAGUAUGUAUGUAUGUAUGUGGGUAAGUUUUAAUGUUAAGUUUGUGGUAAUGAUGAAAGAGCUCCAUCUCUACUUUA
This is a messenger RNA of Cucurbita pepo subsp. pepo (vegetable marrow), 907 nucleotides long. Its product is annotated as expansin-A4. Gene Ontology annotation, biological process: plant-type cell wall organization. Gene Ontology annotation, cellular component: extracellular region. The record is from RefSeq and is a predicted model, not a curated record. NCBI's taxonomy places the organism in Eukaryota, Viridiplantae, Streptophyta, Magnoliopsida, Cucurbitales, Cucurbitaceae.